Molecule: messenger RNA, 1405 nt
Organism: Pelodiscus sinensis (Chinese soft-shelled turtle)
Lineage: Eukaryota; Metazoa; Chordata; Testudines; Trionychidae
Source: RefSeq, a predicted model, not a curated record
GCCGGAGAGAGGAACAGAAUGUUACAGACUCUAUUUUGGAGCUGAGCUCAAUUCCGUUUAAGUCUUCUACGUUACAUCACAGCCACUGGCUUAUAAAUCGGGAAAGCAAGGCAGCCCCAGCCCAUCUGGGACAGACUCAAACGAGAGACGGGUGCAGCUUGGUGGAACGGGGCUCUGAUUUCACAUCUGGCAAACCCGACUCUGGAGGAGCAUUUGCUCAGGGCCGGUGACUCUCAUUGCGACCCUGCCCGGCCUCCGUCGAGAACGGCCAGCCCCCGACAGACAGUUUGCGGCACCAGAGCCCCCUGGCUCAGACCCCAGACCGGCUCCAGCUCCCGCCCCGGCACCAUGAAGACGCUUCUCCUCUGCUGCCUCCUCUGGGCCCUGCUGGAGACAGGGACCAGUAUUUCCUGUGAGGUCUGCGUCGGCGUCCACAAGAGCUGUACAGGCCCUGUGCAAGUCUGCAGCAAGGAAUUGGAUUCUUGUGGGAUCAUUAAAGCAGAAUCAGUAGUAGGGAAUAUAAAGACCCCGAUGUUUACGAAGGCCUGCGUGUCCUCCAGCCAGUGCAACCUUGCGCCCCUCUACAUUACUUUUGGGAACGGGAUCUCUAUAAGCUCGAAUGUCGCCUGCUGUGUCGGGGAGGCCUGCAAAACAGCCACUGUUAGCGUGCCCCCGGCUAACACCACCCUCAACGGCCGGCGCUGCCCAGCCUGCUACUCUGCGUUCUCCCAUGACUGCAACGAAGAGAUCAUCGACUGCACAGGCACCCAGACCCACUGCCUGCAUCUCAGUGGCACAGCGAAAAGCGGUCAGACAACUGUGAAGACCACCAUGAAAGGCUGCGCCAGUGAGUCUGCCUGCAUUAAUAUGCAGCAGCUCAAAGGGACAUUCGGGGGGAUCGAUGCGCAUUUCACCACGGCUGAAUGCAGCCCAGUCUCCUCCCGCGUAGACACUGUGGCUCCGGAAGGAGCUGGACUCAUCUUCUCAGCCCUCCUAACCGUCCUGCUGGUGAACAUCGUCUCCUGAUUGCCCUCCUGCGACACAGCCCCGCUGCCCUGGGCAGCCGCACUGCUGUGGCAGGGCUCAGAUUCGCUUCCGCUGUAAUGGGAUGAACAGAAUAAAACAGACACAAGAAAACUGCAAGAGAGCAGGUGUCUGGGUGACUGGGUGGGGGGAGAGGGACUGAUUCUUGGAAAGUGUGUGUGUGUGUGUGUGUGUGUGUGUGUGUGAAUAGUGAAUCUCAGAUAUUGUGUCUUCCCGUGUGUGAUAAUGAGCAUUAGAUUCUGUGGCUGUGUCUACACUGCAGACUCCUUUUGGAAGAAGGUUUUCUGGAAGAGAUUUUUGGGAAAAAUUUCUUCCGAAAGAGAGCAGCCACACUGCCAAAGUGCAUUGAAACGUGAUCUGC